Messenger RNA from Alternaria rosae, 1865 nucleotides. RefSeq names its product Mu homology domain-containing protein. NCBI's taxonomy places the organism in Eukaryota, Fungi, Ascomycota, Dothideomycetes, Pleosporales, Pleosporaceae. Gene Ontology annotation, biological process: intracellular protein transport; vesicle-mediated transport. Gene Ontology annotation, molecular function: clathrin-cargo adaptor activity. The transcript has 5 exons. Gene Ontology annotation, cellular component: clathrin adaptor complex; clathrin-coated vesicle. The coding region runs from base 162 to 1499 and encodes 445 amino acids. The record is from RefSeq and is a predicted model, not a curated record.
GAGGGGUCUUGGCGCGCGGGAAGAGCCGCAAUUGCUCUGGCAUCACCGAGACGCGACCAGGACAUAGCACAUAUACCCCUCGAUCGCCCUUUCCUUGCGCACCAUGACCCGAUAGCUGAUUCUUCUUCUUCUCUUCUCUAAAUCACUCACGUUCCCUCACCAUGGCGUCGGCGGUGUUUUUUCUCGACCUGAAGGGCAAGACCCUUCUGGCGCGCAACUACCGCGGUGACAUCCCCAUGUCAGCCGUCGAGAAAUUCCCCAUCCUACUGAGCGAGGCCGAAGACGAGAGCUCGGCAGUCCCACCAUGCUUCUCCAGCGAAGGCAUCAACUACCUCUACAUCCGCCACAACAACCUCUACCUCCUCGCACUUACCAAGCGGAACACCAAUGCGGCCGAGAUUCUCCUGUUCCUCCAUAAGAUCGUCGAAGUCUUUACAGAAUACUUCAAAGAGCUCGAAGAGGAGAGCAUAAGGGACAACUUUGUGGUUAUCUACGAGCUGCUGGAUGAGAUGAUGGACUUUGGCUACCCACAAACCACCGAGACCAAGAUAUUGCAAGAGUACAUCACACAAGAGUCGCACAAACUCGAAAUCGCACGUCCACCCAUCGCAGUCACAAAUGCCGUCAGCUGGCGAAGUGAAGGAAUCCGAUACCGCAAGAACGAAGUCUUCCUCGAUGUCAUCGAAUCGCUCAACCUCCUCGUUUCCGCGACCGGCAGCGUGCUACGAUCGGAGAUUCUGGGUGCUGUCAAGAUGAAGUGCUACCUGUCGGGUAUGCCUGAGUUGCGACUCGGUCUUAACGAUAAGGCAAUGUUCGAGACCACUGGAAGGGCUACACGAGGAAAGGCCGUUGAGAUGGAGGAUGUCAAGUUCCACCAGUGCGUACGAUUAUCAAGAUUUGAGAACGACAGGACCAUCAGCUUCAUCCCACCAGAUGGCGAGUUCGAGCUGAUGAGCUACCGUCUGAACACACAAGUCAAGCCUCUCAUCUGGGUAGAGUGCAUAGUCGAGAGCCAUUCAGGCAGCAGGAUCGAGUACAUGCUGAAGGCACGAGCGCAGUUUAAGCGACGAAGCACCGCCAAUAACGUCCAGAUCUCGAUUCCGGUCCCCGAAGACGCAGACACACCUCGCUUCCGAACGAACAUCGGCACAGUACACUACGCGCCUGAGACAUCCUCCAUAGUGUGGAAGAUCAAGCAGUUCGGUGGCGGCAAGGAGUUCCUCAUGCGCGCCGAACUUGGUCUGCCAUCGGUGCGCGGUGAUGACGAGAAGGGUGGUGGCAUGAUGGGAGGCUUCGGUGGUAGCAUGGGUGGUGUUGGCGGCGGAAAGGCCAAGAGGCCCAUCAACGUCAAGUUCGAGAUUCCAUACUUCACCACAUCAGGUAUCCAAGUGCGGUAUCUGAAGAUCAUCGAGCCAAAGUUGCAAUACCCAUCGCUACCUUGGGUACGAUACAUUACACAGUCAGGCGACAUCGCUGUGCGGUUACCCGAUGUGAACUAGGUGGAGCUAAGAGUGCUGGCGAUGAAUAUACCAAUACAACUAUGAAACAUGCUGUUCAUGUAUACUGCAUCGUUGAAUGCGUCUCAUGAAGGAGACACGGUGGCAUCUGACUAUGAGUGAGGAUUCGCAAGAUCUGAAGAAGUACUAAUGCACUUGGCGCAUUCGUCAACGUGUUGUGCCUGGCAUGCACGCACACGACUCGCUAUUACCAUACUCCAAAUGCGACACAGAACGACAUGCCUCUAUGCAGUGUAGCCGUGCAUGCGCGGUCCGCCUUGUUAUGAUUGCGACCUCUGGAACUGCUUACCCUCCUAACUUUCACCUCUAUCAAUUGUGAGGCUUGUCUCGGUAUGAGAUGAAAGCGAC